Cutaneotrichosporon oleaginosum is the source of this 540-nucleotide messenger RNA. RefSeq lists its product as uncharacterized. NCBI's taxonomy places the organism in Eukaryota, Fungi, Basidiomycota, Tremellomycetes, Trichosporonales, Trichosporonaceae. The record is from RefSeq and is a predicted model, not a curated record.
AUGGACAGCGACCGGCACUACCUCCUCGCGUCCCCACUACCGUUCUGGGCGCUGCCCCCAGCGCUCGUCUUAACGGGCCUGUCAUUCGGCGUGGUAACGAUGUCGAGCCUCUUGGUGGCCUACGGGCACCGGGAGCUGAAUUUGACGUUUGCGGCCCACAUCGCUGGAUCUGGCGCGUACCUCCUCCUUGCCGCGGUAGCAGGGUACUUGACACGUCUGAUGCGUGUCCCCCCUCCCUCCCCAUCUUCCUCACCGUCCCCGCCCCCGCCCCCGUCCCCGUCUUCUUUCCCGCCCCCGACUCUCCACAGGUUCCAGUACCGCGUCAUAGCGGACGGCGUCGACUGGUUGCUCCUGCCGAGCCUCGUGUGCCAGGGCUGGUCGGCGAGCAUGGCAGCAGCCCAUUUCGCGGGCCCAGAAUGGCGAUCGCGCGGCAUCGUGAUCGUGUACGUCGCGCAGGUGCUCGCGCUCGUAGGCUCGGCGUGGCACCUGCGCUGUCUGAGAUGGGAGCGGCUGCGGCACGAGCAGAAGAUGAUUGUGUAG